UUCAUUUCAUUGUUCUGUUCUCUUUCUGCUGGUGCUGUUUUGGUUUAAGUGCAAUUAUCCACACAAGAACGCACCGAAACCCGAUGCACCUGCCCCGUGCACCAAGUGUGGGAGUGCCCAGUGCCAGUUUCAUUUAUAAAACUAUGAGUUUCGCACGGCUACCAACGCCGCUGACCGACUGACCGAUCAGAGUCUCACGCCCCCCUCAUGUGUUUACCCCUUGCCCAGCGUUCUAUUUGCGUUUCGUGUCCGCUUUAAAUCGCCUCAUUUGCAUACAACUUGACGACUUUACGUCACAACUCUCUAAAAUCGGAGGAGCAGUGAAACACGCCCAUUCCCGGAGGAAUCAUUAGCCCGGACCUGUUUGGAAUCCAGAAUGUGGAAGUGCCACAAGUGCGGCAAACCCGUUUACUUUGCGGAACGUAAACAAUCGAUCGGCUACGAUUGGCAUCCGGAAUGUUUGCGCUGCGAGGAAUGCGGCAAACGCCUAAAUCCCGGCCAGCAUGCUGAGCACAAAAGUGUGCCCUACUGCCAUGUGCCCUGUUAUGGCGCCCUUUUUGGACCGCAGCUGUUUGGCCACGGCACCCGUGUGGAAUCCCACAAAAGCUACGGGGUGAAGGGAGCCCAGAAAGCUACCGGAGCUCAGGCCAAUGGCCCGCCACUCCCGCGUGAUCACCUGGAGUCCAAGCUUAAGGUCUACAACCAAUUCUACGACAACAAAAGCCUGGAGAUACGCAGCCGCGAGGUCAACAACCGGUUGGUGCUGGAAGGUGCGCUUCGAGUUUACUGGGGCGUGCAGGGAGUGAUUCACCUCAAGGAGGACGAUGAUCAGCGCAUCUUAGUGCGCAAGAGGAACUCUUGCCGUGUAUCCAAAGCUGCCAAUGAAAGCAGUUCGGAUAAGGAAAACGAAGCUAGCGAGUCGCUGGCUCCGCCCACCACCACCACAGCCGAGGUCGAUCAACUAUCCACGGAUGUUUCCCUUUCCGAGAGCAUGACCUUCGACUCCUGUAGCCUGAACGAGAUCUCCGAGCUGCCCACUACUCCAGAAGAUGCCUCGGCCAACACCACAGCCAACAGCAAAGAGCAGACCAAUGGUAAGGUGUGCAACGACGACGAGGAUACAACCACGACGGACUCAUCUGGCACCCUGGUGGAGGCUCCAACGGCCAGCACAAGUUGUGUGUCCAGCACACUGCCUUCCAAAUUGGACCAUCUGGAGAAACUGGAUUGGGACGACAUAGACGAUCUGCUGCAGGUAGAGAGACGUCACAAUGACAAGGAUCGCAUUUACGAAACCAUGCCGGUGAAGCUGCCAUCGUCGCAAUCCUCCAGCGACAGUUCGCCUAGUAAAACAUCCACGGAGACCACUACGACCACUGAAUCAAGCUCAACCCAAUCGGCAUCGACAAAAACCAGCAGCACGGAUGAUUUUAUGACCGCCACGGGCUCGUUGACCGCCAAUACCAAUACGCAGAAUACCACAACGGUGUCCACAACUGAGACGUCCCUGGAUAACUACGAAACUUGUGAUGACGCUACCCUGAAGCCCAUUGAUUUCGAGGACUUUAAACGUAGUGUCCACCAGGACUAUGUGAAUGGGGCCAACUCGUUUACAGAGCCCAAUGAGGGCACCCUUAAGCGUAAUCAACCAAUCGAUCCCUCUCGCAUUCAUGACUCCCUUAAGCUCUACGGCGAGAAUUCAGUGAUGAGCAAAAGCUUUAAUUGUGAGCAUGCGUUGCGCUCAAUAGAUCCCACUUUAAUAAACGACACCAUGAAUCUGCGCAGCAGUGUGGGCUCUCCUCACUCCGCACAACGUCAGUACGCCUUACAGAAGAGUGGAUCCGCCACAGUAACCAGCAGGGAUCAAAAGAAGCCAUAUCAGCAGGGGCGGCAGUUGUUCGAAAAGGGCAUCAACCGCUCCAAAUCGGGACCCAGCUGUUUUGUGUACUCCGACAGCGAUGACGACGACGAGGCCACGCUGCGUCCCCAACGUUUGGCCACCAUUAGACGCAGCGACAUACCACCCCGGUACAUUCAAAUCCAAAUGGACUGUUAUCCCAAAGAGAAUGUGGCUGCUGCCAGCGAAGGUGAGUCCAGUCGGACAGAUGGUCCUUCCAUAACCAGUGGAGCAGCUGCCGGCGAUGAGCUUACGCAAACCGAGGAUUUGUAUACUGCGAGCGAGGGCGUUGAUGCUCCAGACGGAGAGGGAUCGGCUGGGCUGCAUGUGACGGAAGAUGGAGUCGUGCUGAGAAGACCCCCACGCACUGGAGCUUCUGCCAUCAAGCGACGCAGUGGCAAUCGUCGCUCUCGUACCAAGCUGAAACGUCGGUGCUCUAUCAAUGGUCACUACUACAAUCGGGAGACGUCGUUUUUCACGCCGCCCUACGGUUCUCAAAUGUCAGUGUGGGUCUCCUCAAUGGUGACCACCACAGAGGUUAUCAACUUGGUGCUGGAGAAAUACAAGGUGGACAGUUCGCCGGGCAACUUUUCCCUCUUUAUUGUUCGCGACAAUGGUGAACAGAAGCGUCUCAAGGACGACGAGUAUCCUUUGAUAACGCGCGUCACUUUGGGACCUCAUGAGGAUGUGGCCCGCAUAUUUUUAGUGGACUCUCGCAAAACUGAUGAAAUCAGUAAUGAAGUUGCUCAAUUUUUGAAUUUAUCUUUGCCCGAGUGCCGUGCUAUUCUGGAGCGCUACGAUCAAGAAGUUGACCGCGAAGUGGCCAAAAUAAAGGAAAGAUACGCCGAGCUGCGUCGUCGUAUUGUCAGCCGCAUGGAAUCUCUUAAAGUGCAUUUGUAAAACGUAAACGGAAUCUCUGGCAUAAGAUCAAUUUUUUAUUAGCCAUAACAUGAAUGCGGCCAAAAAGAAGUGUCGGCAGCAGCGCAGCUAAUAGUAUUCACGUUUUUAUACAAGAUAUAUAUAUAUUUUUAUGUAGGAUCUAGAGAAAAUUACGAACUAGCAACAUUAGGCGCCCAGUGAACAAAAAGCAGCUGCUGCACGUCGCAAAUACAUAUAUACAUUACGUUUAGGGUUCGAUUCUUCCCAGCCGAAACUAACAAUCAAUUCCAGGCAUUUCCAUUCGUUUAGAAAGCGUUUAAGACUUGUAACUAACCAAAAAAUAAUUAUUAAUCCACCACAUUACCAUACAGUUUUUGUUUUAUGUUAAUAAUCAAAGCAUGUGCUUUAUGCAGUCACGUUAAAAGCGGUGUCAUGUAUCUAUUGUACAAUGUUUAGCUUUUAAGCCGUAACAUGAAGCACAGGUCUUGCUAGUAGCGUGUAGUCAAAAGCCAUUUUAUCGAGUCAUUGAAAAUCAAUUUGAUUAGCAAUUGCUGCAAUGCCUGCGAAACAAUAACAAUAACUGUGCACAUACUACAUAUUGCAUAACAUGGACUUGUUGAUUGAAAAUCAUUUGGAAAUCCAAUAAAAUGAACAUUUUACAACCGAA
Molecule: messenger RNA, 3443 nt
Organism: Drosophila santomea
Lineage: Eukaryota; Metazoa; Arthropoda; Insecta; Diptera; Drosophilidae
Gene: Rassf
Exons: 8
Coding region: 377-2797 (806 amino acids)
Biological process (GO): signal transduction
Source: RefSeq, a predicted model, not a curated record